Messenger RNA from Talpa occidentalis (Iberian mole), 3658 nucleotides. It is a transcript of the gene DCK, whose product is annotated as deoxycytidine kinase. Gene Ontology annotation, cellular component: mitochondrion; cytoplasm. Bases 159 to 941 code for a protein of 260 amino acids. The transcript has 7 exons. The record is from RefSeq and is a predicted model, not a curated record. Gene Ontology annotation, molecular function: ATP binding; deoxycytidine kinase activity. Lineage: Eukaryota; Metazoa; Chordata; Mammalia; Eulipotyphla; Talpidae. Gene Ontology annotation, biological process: nucleobase-containing compound metabolic process.
CCCGUCUGUAGCUACCUCUGCGCGCCAAAAUCAAACUCCAGCCCGGCAGCGCCAGAGCCUGCGACGGGUGGCGUCCAGCCGGGGGUCGAGCCCAGCGCGCACACCUGAGGCACCGCACCGCCCUCCCUCCCGACGCGCUCGAGGCCGCCGCAGGAGCCAUGGCCACCCCACCCAAGAGGAGCUGCCCUUCGCCCGCGACGAGCUCUGAGGGAACCCGCAUCAAGAAAAUUUCCAUCGAAGGGAACAUCGCUGCAGGGAAAUCAACAUUUGUGAAUAUUCUUAAGCAAGUCUGUGAGGACUGGGAAGUGGUUCCUGAACCUGUUGCUAGGUGGUGCAAUGUUCAAAGUACUCAAGAUGAAUUUGAGGAACUGACGACAUCUCAGAAGAGUGGUGGGAAUGUUCUUCAGAUGAUGUAUCAGAAGCCUGAACGAUGGUCUUUUACCUUCCAGUCAUAUGCCUGCCUCAGUAGAAUAAGAGCUCAACUUGCCUCUCUCAAUGGCAAGCUCAAAGAUGCAGAGGAACCUGUAUUAUUUUUUGAGCGAUCUGUGUAUAGUGACAGGUAUAUUUUUGCAUCUAAUUUGUAUGAAUCUGACUGCAUGAAUGAAACAGAGUGGACAAUUUAUCAAGACUGGCAUGACUGGAUGAAUAAACACUUUGGCCAAAGCCUUGAACUGGAUGGAAUCAUUUAUCUUCGAGCCACUCCAGAGAAAUGCUUGAAUAGAAUAUAUUUACGGGGAAGAGAUGAAGAACAAGGAAUUCCUCUUGAAUAUUUAGAAAAACUUCACUACAAACAUGAAAGCUGGCUUCUGCAUAGAACACUGAAAACCAACUUUGAUUAUCUACAAGAAGUGCCUAUAUUAACACUGGAUGUUAAUGAAGACUUUAAGGACAAACAUGAUAGUCUGGUUGAAAAGGUCAAAGAAUUUUUGAGCACUUUGUGAUCUUGCUGAAGACUAUAUAGACAGCAAAAUACUUCCAGAUACUUCAGAUUUAUGUGUCUUCACAGCUCCAUAUUCAUACAGGUCUUAUUAGGAAGUCUAAGUUUUUAGCCAUUUUUGUUUAUUAAAAAAUUUUUUUUUAAUGAAUCUUUUACAAAAGUUUAUAACCUAUUUUCUGAAUUUUUUUUUUUGGGGGGGUGUCUCUAAAAACAAAGGCAUUGAAUUAUUUUUCACAACAAGAACUCUGGAAAUGUACAUAUUUCCAGGAUCAGUGUAAAGACUAAACUACACCAUAAAGGACCCAGUAUCUUCUUGUCCUCUUGCUCUGUCAUUCUCAGCAGGUUUGCAUUUUUUUCCCUGGUAUUUCUCAAUGGAUGACCAGUUUCUUAACUGGAAACUUUAAUGUUACAUAGUUUGGUGAUGUUGCCUGUGUAAGUUAGUGCACCUGUUAAAAGUUUAAAAGAUUCCCUAGAAAAGUAUUUUAAAAUUUUAAGUAUUUUUGAUCCAGUACUUUUGUUUCUAUCUUAAUUUAUAUGAAAGAUAAUACCAGGUUUAGUAUUUAAUCACUUCACUGAUAUUUAUUAAUGUUUCUAUAACACAUUUAUAGAGGAACAGGUUAGACUUUGUUCCUAGUUUGUAAUAACAUAUUGAUGGAUCAUUUAACAUUUUUUUCUCCCUUUGUUUCUACAUCUGUGGUAUGGAUGAAAUUUUAGUCGGCCUUUGGCAGGGUAUUUUUGAGAAUUAAAGAAGAAAUGAGUCUAUACUUAAAAGGUAAUAGUUAAUACAUGAGUAUAAAGAUUCCGUUUACAUGGAAUUUAAAAUAACUACUUGCUUUCUCCCUUUUCCGACCAUUCUUUCAAAAUUGAAUAUGUCAUUGUGGUUAAAAGAUUGGUUUAAACUGUAUUUGUCUUUAAAUGAUUUGAGAUGGAAGUAUAGUUUUCCCUAACUUUCUCCCCAUUUUUAUAGGUAAUUUUAAUAGAAUAAUGAGGGAUAAGUUUUUCCAUUUUAUUCUCUAUUCACCCUGAAUGGGAAUGAGUAGUUUACCUUUAUACUUGAGCAACUGAAGACAAGGUAGAUUAUUUUCUUGGCAGUUUAGUUUAUUUAGUCUCAGCUCUUAUUUCCAUUUUUUGUCCUCUUUUCCUAUGAUUAAUUAAGCAGUCUGAUAUUUUAAAGUUUGAUUAAGGGGCACCUGUUUUAUUAUGUGAACAUCAUAAUCACUCUUCAUUUCAUAGUUUACUUUGUUUCUCUUAAGUUAACCUCCCUUUAAGAAAGGUUGCUUAUAGAAAUGGUCUUGCUUUAUUUGUUAUGUAUCUUGAAAGCAUUAUCUUUUUUUUGUUGAAUGAUGUUAGGAAAUGUAUAUAUAUAAAGAAGAGAAGGGGGUAGAAAGUUUCCAUUAAUUAGGUACUCUUAAUUAUUCAUCUCUAAGUGCUUAUGUGAAUAGUUUUAAUUCUUAAAAUCUCACAGAUUCAUUUUAGGUCUGUGUAUAAUUGAACAGUUUUUUCAAUUUUAUUUAAUUAGAUCUGCAAUGUUUUUUCCAAUGUGUUUACCUUUUCACUUGACAUUUUAGAAAAAUUCUAUGCUUUUCAAAUAAGGGAAAUAGUCACUUUUACUUUGAAACUUAUUAUCCUCUUUAAAACAUCAUCUUUUGUUUCUGGUUUCUUGAUAUUCAAAGGUGAUAAUUUAGUGGGUUAAACUGCAUGCACUGAUCGUAGAAUAAGAGAUUUUGUUUCAAAUCUGUAACCGCCAAGAAUAUUUAUAUUCAGUAUUGUAUGGGUUUUUGUUUUUAUUUGAUAUUAAUGCAUUUGUUUGUAUAUUUGCUUAAUAAAUAAGCAUAUGAAUUCAUCUUUAGAAAAGUUACAUCAUUUUUCAAUAACCUCUUGAGUAUACUUUUCAAACUCCAAAAAACACUGAACAAAUAUGCAAAAUCCUCCAAUAUUUAAACAUUACUAUCAGAAAGAGACACAUUAAUGUACUUGAUACUUUCUACAUUGAGAUUAUAAUUUUGAACACAUUUGAAUUGUGCAUCAGGUUAUUUUACUCUGCCAUAAGUAUGUCAAGUGAGAGGAACGAAGAGGUUACAUUUUUCUAGCACUUUAGUAAAUUAUGUGUGAUUGCCAUUUCAAUGAGUUUUGAACACAGUUCCCUAAAGGUGUUUUUCUGAACUAUAUACCCUAAUUUUUUUUUAAGUGUAUGCACUUGGAUCCAUAAACCCAGCCAACAGGCUGUAUGCUGUACUUUCUCCUGUUGCCCAACUGAUUAGAUGCUAAAACUUAAUUUUAAGUGCAGUUUGAAUGUAAGAUGACCAUUUGUCCCCAAAUGGGUGGAAAAUUGGUGAGAGGAAAGUGUUGUAGGAAGCAGAAUGCACCUUUGAAAGAGUGACUACUUUAUUUUUCCCUGUCACAAAUUGCCAUCCAUUAUCAAGUUUUCCUCUUUGGCAAGUAUAAUAAGCUUUCUUUAGAAUGUAUUUCUAUAUUGGUUAUUAUUUAUAAACUUGUUCUUUCAUUCAGUUUGUACAUUCUUUGGAUAUCUUGGGAUAUAACAUUACACCCAAUUAAAUUUUUUAAAGGAAAAUUUUCAUUUACAUCAUUUUACUCAGUGACAGUGCUUUCAGGAAUGGGUAUAUAAUUUAAAAAAUUUUAUUUAGUUUUACCUAUUUCUUUCCCUCUCCAUUUUUUAAAGAUUAUUGUGGCUAUAAGUCUGGAAUUGUAUGUUUAAUAAAG